This is a messenger RNA of Paracoccidioides lutzii Pb01, 2337 nucleotides long. RefSeq lists its product as hypothetical. Gene Ontology annotation, cellular component: cytoplasm. Gene Ontology annotation, biological process: phosphatidylcholine biosynthetic process; phosphatidylethanolamine biosynthetic process. Gene Ontology annotation, molecular function: choline kinase activity; ethanolamine kinase activity. The coding region runs from base 1 to 2337 and encodes 778 amino acids. The transcript has 4 exons. The record is from RefSeq and is a predicted model, not a curated record.
AUGGGCCCAAGGACAGAUACCACUAGCCCACAAUGUCAACCAACGACUGGAGACUUGCCUGGUCGACCUGGCGUGGAAAGUCGGCCAAUCAAGCAACAUCGUGCUAGCACAGGAAGGAGAGUAACAGCACGGCCAGCGCCCCACUCUUCUCCCCCUUCUAUGGCUUCACUGGGCUCGCUAAGCACUCAAAUCCAGAGCUUCAAAUUUGAAUCAGUCAUUCAAGAUGAGAGUGACCCCGAAAUGCAGGGUCGCAAUGUUGAGGAAAGCUCCCAUGCUCAGCUAACUUUGCUCGCACAAGUCCGUGACUGGUUGCAACAAGAGAAAGCCAAGUCUUCAGUGCGGAGGAUGAAGAAGACUGGUGCCACAGAAUCCCCCGUGCCGGCUAUGGCCUCUGGAGACGCUACCCAUGCGGCAACUCGGCAGAGAAGUGAUUCCCAAUGCUCGGAUGGAACAUUGGCUUUGGAAAAACUAGAGCAGAUUUUAGCACAAUAUCCGGUUAGUGGGAAGGAAGGUAUUCCAAGUACUGUAAUCCGCCGGAAGAGAUCGUCAAUCUCUCUCAGGCGUCGAACUAGUACAAGAAGCCUAAGGCGGGGUUCUAUAUCCGAUUCUAAUUACUCGGAUGCUGAUCAAGCUGUGCCCAAUGCUAAUGUUGCCCUUGACAACUCCAAAACUCUUUUAUACGGCGGAGGUGAAGCGGACAGUGAUUUCGGGAACCAGGGCUUAAAUAAACCCGCUUCUAAGGACAAAGAACAUUGGAUAAGAUUCAAAUAUGAAAUCGUACGCCUGACGCAUACGCUGGGCUUAAGGGGCUGGAGACGAGUCCCUAUCGAAGACUCUCGUAAUAUUGAGGUUGUUCGCCUUAGUGGAGCACUAACAAAUGCCGUAUAUGUUGUCUCUCCACCGCAAAACUCACCUAGUACUUCUUCACUUGCGCCUAAGCGUCCUCCUCCGCAACUCUUAUUGCGCAUCUACGGGCCGCAAGUGGAACAUUUGAUUGAUCGAAAGAAUGAACUCCAAAUUCUGCGGCGUCUGGCAAAACGGAAUAUCGGACCCCGUGUACUGGGGUCGUUUAACAAUGGCCGUUUCGAACAGUAUUUUCAUGCCAGAACUCUCACGCCAAAGGACAUUCGAAACCCGGAGACCUCUAAACAAAUUGCCAAACGAAUGCGGGAGCUGCAUGAUGGCAUUGAACUGUUGCCCGAAGAGAUAGAGGGGGGUCCGUCUAUAUGGAAGAACUGGGAUAAAUGGGUUGAGAGAUGCAAACAGGUGGCAUCGUGGUUGGAUCGCGAAAUUAUGUCUUCGCAUAAUCAGUCCAAGUCUGAAACAGAGUGCUGGCGGCGACAAGGCUUUGUGUGCGGUUUGCCAUGGCCAAAGUUCCGGAUGGCAGUUGACGCUUAUCGGAAGUGGCUGGUAAAUUUCUACGGCGGAGCAGCUGCAAUUAAUCAACAGCUUAUAUUUGCUCACAAUGACACGCAAUAUGGCAACCUUCUCCGCCUUGAGCCAAGCGGAGAAUCUCCUCUUCUGCUACCUCCGAACGAGCAUAAGCAGCUUGUAGUCAUCGACUUUGAGUAUGCGUCAGCCAACACUCGCGGUCUGGAGUUCUGCAACCACUUUACGGAAUGGUGCUAUAACUACCACGAUCCAGACCGGCCAUGGGCAUGCAAUACAAAGUGGUACCCCACCCCUGAAGAGCAGGAACGAUUCGUUAGAGCAUAUCUCAAUCAUCGACCACACAUCAUACAAUCGACGGAAAGACGUGAUACCCAGUCCGCACCCACUUCAGUUCCGGAUACAAGUACCUCAUCGAGCGCUGUGGGGACUCCAGUCUAUGCUACACAUUCCAACAGCCCCCGCUUGUCUCCCUUUAUGCUUGACAGUCAGGAUUCGCCUAUCCAACCAUCUUCGCGACAGGUUAACGAUCGAGCCGAUCAAGCUCUUGAUCUAGAAAUACGUAGUCUCCUCCGCGAAACCUUACUCUGGCGUGCGGCGAAUUCUGCGCAGUGGGUGGCGUGGGGGAUCGUCCAGGCCAAAAUCACUGGGAUGGAAGAAGCUCUCGCAGCAGCAGCUUCCGCCUCUGCUGCUUCAACAACGACAGAGAAACAGGCGCCCGAAACAAUGGCCGAAAUGGAGGAAACAAGCACCGCGGAAUCAAACGACGGAAGCGACCACCUCAGUGAGAUAGCCGACGAACACACGGGAGAAUUUGAUUACCUAGCUUACGCACAGGAUCGGGCUCUCUUCUUCUGGGCGGAUAUGUUGUCGCUAGGUCUUAUAAAAGAGAGCGAGUUGCCUACUGACAUGGCCGAGCGUAUCAAGGGACAUGUAAUUGGGUAUUGA